Messenger RNA from Sugiyamaella lignohabitans, 252 nucleotides. RefSeq names its product protein transporter TIM10 (gene TIM10). Gene Ontology annotation, cellular component: mitochondrial inner membrane. Gene Ontology annotation, biological process: protein insertion into mitochondrial inner membrane. NCBI's taxonomy places the organism in Eukaryota, Fungi, Ascomycota, Dipodascomycetes, Dipodascales, Trichomonascaceae. The transcript has a single exon. The record is from RefSeq and is a predicted model, not a curated record. The coding region runs from base 1 to 252 and encodes 83 amino acids.
AUGUCAUUUCUCGGACUAGGAGGUAACCCAAACGCUGCUGCCGGCGGUGUUAACAAGCUUAAGAUCGAUGCCGCUGAGGCCGAGCUUGAUAUGGUCAGUGACAUGUUCAACCGCCUGGUCGAUUCGUGCCACAGCAAAUGCAUUACUCAACAGUACCCCGAAGGUGCCCUCAACAAGGGUGAGAGCUUAUGUUUGGACAGAUGUGUUGCCAAGUACUUUGAAGUCAACACCAAGGUUGGUGAAGUAAGUUAA